Molecule: messenger RNA, 3457 nt
Organism: Cryptotermes secundus
Lineage: Eukaryota; Metazoa; Arthropoda; Insecta; Blattodea; Kalotermitidae
Product: protein PRY1
Exons: 10
Coding region: 174-1697 (507 amino acids)
Cellular component (GO): extracellular region
Source: RefSeq, a predicted model, not a curated record
AAAUACCAUGAAAGGCGCUAAUAUCCAGUUAUGUUCGUAUUGUCUUGAGUUGCUGUGUUGUGUCUUAUUGACAGACAGAUCGCCUGUGAUAGUGGCACCACUUGCUACCUGCCCUCGCUUCAAACGGCGUCGGAUUGACUUAGUCUCGUACGUGCAGUGUAAUUAGGAGCACGAUGAACAGUACAGCGCGGUAUCGUGAACUCAAUCGAUAUUACAACCCACCAUCGAAAUGUAACAGCUUAGUUUCAAGAUGGGCCUCCGUUGCACGACCAUCACCAACCGCUGCCAUUAUGGACCUCAACAGAAUUCCGAGCACAACACAUGGUCAUGAGUUCCACAGCGGACUCAGCCGAGUUGUCAUGGUCAGAAAGACUGAGCAGAGGACGUUCGCGUCUGGGAAAAAUGGCGAGGAGCCAAAGUUUGAGACCGUCACACGUGAAACAGUGGAAACGUACCGAGGAAAUAAGCCAGACCGGGUGACAACAUCCGAAAAGCGCGAUGUCUUCCAGAAUUUGCCAGACGAGUUUCGGACUGUCUUGGAGAAAGAACAGAAUGGCACUACGAACAGUGUCAUGAGAGACAGAGUAGGAAAAGAGAAACCAAAGUCUAGAUCACCUAGCAUGUCACCAGAGAGAUCCACAACAGUGAAACAGAAAAGUGAAAGCAAAUUCAACUUAUCCAAGACAAAAUCAAAGCCAGAAAAUGACACAGUAGGUGCUGAAGGUGAUUUUGCAGCAGACUGUCUUAAGGCACACAAUGAGUACCGAGAGAAACAUGGAGUCCAGCCUCUAAAACUCAACAAAAAGUUGUGCAAGUACAGUGAAGAAUGGGCGAAACGACUUGCUUCAAGAGGACAUCUUGAGCAUCGUCAGAAUUCAGAUUAUGGGGAGAAUAUAUUUUGUAGUUGGUCUUCCAACCCAAGCUACCGUGUAACAGGCCGAGAACCUGUUGAUAACUGGUACAGUGAAAUAAAAGAUCAUCCAUUUGGUCGUGAACCUAGAACUCUCAAGUCUGGUCACUUCAGUCAGGUUGUUUGGCGGGACAGCAAAGAAAUUGGAGUUGCAGUUGCAAAAAGUCGUAAUGGACAAAUAUUUGUUGUGGCAAAUUAUUCUCCCCCAGGAAAUUUCAUUGGUAGUUUUGCUGAAAAUGUGCCGCCUCUUGGUGGAUUUGCUGCUUCAAGUCAGGGUAAAAACGGUGUAACAAAGAGAACUAAACCUGAGAAGAUGGCUGAUGAUGAUGCAAGCUCUGAUGAAGAAGAAUUUGCAAAAGAAGGUCUUCGAAUUCAUAAUGAGUACAGAAGAAAGCAUGGGGUACCUGACCUAAAACUCAGUAAAUCGCUCUGUAGUUAUGCAAAAGAGUGGGCUAAAACACUGGCACGGGAAGACAGAUUUGGUCAUCGACCUGAUGGAAAGUAUGGGGAGAACAUUUACUGUAUGUGGUCUUCAGAUCUUCAACAGAAAGUAACUGCUAAGGAUGCCUGCCAGAGUUGGUACAAAGAAAUCAAAGAUUUUACUUUUGGAGCAGAGCCACGUGUAUUGAAAUCAGGUCACUUUUCCCAAAUGAUUUGGAAAAAUAGCCAAGAACUUGGAAUGGGACUGGCUAGAAGCAAAAAUGGAAGAGUUUUGAUUGUUGCAAACUAUAACCCCAGGGGUAACUAUGUAGGGCAAUUUGCAGCCAAUGUUCCAAGGCCCCGCUGACAACAGUUGACUAUUCAUGCUUAACAUUCUUCAAAACAUCAGAAAUCCUCAAUUUUAUUAAUAUAAAAUAGGAGAACAUGAUUUUAUGCAAAUAAUUUUAUGAAAUGUGAUGUAUCAUCAUAUAGUCAUUUGUUUACCAAAUACAUUUAAGUAAUUCUUAAGGAAUGUUGACCAUGUAAUUAUAAGAACCUUGCAGAUGGUACAUUUGUGUUACUAUGGUUAGAAUCUAUUGUAGCUCAUCUUAGAAGUUGUACAAGAUAAGUGUGAUUUAUAAUGACAAUUUUAAGAGAAUGUGUUAUGUAAUGAAAUACAUGGAGUUUAUCUGAACAUGGAUUUUACUGGCUGGUUGUCAGUGGUCAGUUAUGGUUUCAACUGUAUCCCACUUUUCAGAUUAUUGAUAAUUUACAUGAAAACUGAAGUUUAUUCAUUUAUAUUACUGAAAUAACAGAAGAGGUAAGCAUUACAGAUGAUGCUUAAAAUAUGCAUAGUUUCUUGAAAUGUGCAGAUGGGUUUCACGUCUACUGCACCCGUAAUUUAUAGAAUUUAUAGGAUUAAUGAUUAUCACUGUCUUCUGGGAUGUGAUAUCAUAUAGUCUGGUAAACUGUUACCAUUGUUUUGGAGCAACCUGCUGCAUAUUUCUUCAAGGCAGUCAUCUACUCUGAAGAUGGAUGCAUCAGGUUCCUCUAAAACAUUUAUACUGAUGUACCAGACUACAUCAUGUCAGAUCCCUGAAGACAGUAGUCUUCACUUGAUUCCCUCAAGCGCACACAAAUUUUUCUUUCUUAACCUUACCUUUCCCCCCUACCAAAAAGUGUAGCAUGAAAAUUUUUUUAUUCAUUGACACAACUUUCUUGGUUUUACAUCCCCAAUUUAAAUUGUGUACUAUCUGGUGUAUAAUUCAUGCAAUAUGCAAGCCAGUAGGGCCUAAAAGCCACCCUCAGUGAUGAGAAAUUCCAUCCCCUCCUCAGUUCUAAAAGAUCAACGUUCUCAAAAUGUAGUCAAAAUUAAUGAAACAACAUUUUUGGACGUUGUGAUGAAGCCCUUCACUGGUGUUGUAAUUCUUAAAACACUUUUUAAUACAGUUUCAUGACAUAUUUAUAUUAUUGCCAAUUAAUGCUCACAAAAUGAUCAAAGAUUAGAAAAAUUAAUUCCCAUUUGGGAGGGGGGGGGAUAUUCAGAAAAUGUGGUGGCCCAAGUGGCUGUGUUGCUCUGCAAGCCCUGUAAGUAAAGGAGUUUUAUUCAGGACUACUGUAGAUUUGUAAGCAGAUAAAACUUAUGUAAGAUUUGAGGCUUUCACGGCGGUGACUAUGAAGAAAGCAGUCUUCUGGGAUUUGGCACCGUGUAUAUGUGGUGUUAACCGACGUUUCGGAGGAACGUAUCGUGAUACAGAUUCUAAAUACAAUUUUCUGCAUAACCUAUAUGAUUCUUAAUAAUGGAAUGACUCAUUAAUUGUAUAGCUCUGCCAUACAGUACUCAUUAUAAUUACUACCCUACACUGUUUUAUUUUGACAUGUACAUCUGAAGAUAAAACUUAGUUUUGCUUACUCCAUGUACAUGUCAAAAUAAAACAGUGUAGGGUAGUAAUUAUAAUGAGUACUGUAUGGCAGAGCUAUACAAUUAAUGAGUCAUUCCAUUAUUAAGAAUCAUAUAGGUUAUGCAGAAAAUUGUAUUUAGAAUCUGUAUCACGAUACGUUCCUCCGAAACGUCGGUUAACACCACAUAUACACGGUGCCAAAUCCCAGAAGACUGCUUUCUUCAUA